CUCCUUUAUUUAACGACCCUCCUCUCUCCCUUUCCUUCUGAUCCAUUCCAUUCGAUCCCCACAACAACCCUCCUCUCCACCCUGCACUCUCAACCAUCGUACUUCCCUUUGGGUGUCAUCUCGCCAUGGUCAAGCUAUCGCUCCCUCUACUCGACAACACCGAUAACGAGAACGAAAACAGCACCCUCCCAACCUGCGAUCCCUCCCAAUCGAUCUACGACUCGCGCUCGUGUAUCAAAGACUUCCUCUUCUGCUCCGACGACAACCCCUGCCCCUCUUCCAUCCCCUGCGUUGACCGGGUCUGCCAAUGUCUGCCCAACACCAACUCCUUCAUCACUUUGACCCCGCCCCCCGUACGGAUGUACACUAUCGGAUGCAACUUUAAUACAAAGCGAGAUGUCGAUGUCUGUCGGGACUACGAAUACGGGGUUGAGAAAACUUGUCUUUUGAAUUAUUGCUCAAACCAGGUACCGUGCUAUGCGGGGACCUGCGAUAACCAGAGAAAUGUCUGCGUGAAUAUCACCUCGACGAGAAGACCUCUGCCACAGAGCGCGAAUUCGCUGAUCACUUUGGGCGACGAUCCGUUUGGGACGCAUAAGGAAGGGAUGAGUCCGGUGUUGAUUAUUAUGAUGGCCGCUGGAGGAGUGAUGGCAAUUGCGCUUGUCGGCUGUAUUGUCCGGACAGCCCAUAGCUGGACGAAGACGACCCUCAAUUGGGCGUCAAAGUCUCCGAAAGUCGAUGCCGACAAUGAUGAGGACGAGAACGAGAACAACAAGCCGGAGAAGAAGAUUAAGGAAGAUGUGGACUCCACGGGCGAGGAGUCGUUAAGCACGAUCGGGAGGAUGCCCUCAAAGUUCACUGGAUCGCACUAUAUGCCGACACCACCACCAGCGUUGUAUGCGAACGAGAUCUCGCCAUUCCCGUCGCCGCUGCCAUCGCCGCACUUCUCGCCGUACUCGCAGCCGAACCAGAGUCAGGUUAGCAAUAAUAGCUCGUUGUUGAAUCCGUUCCGGCAUGGGGCGGACGAGAUUCAGAGCCAGGGCGGGGUGGCGAUUGAGAUGAAUCAGAAGGGAGAUAUGAUGACGGGGUCGUAUGGGUCCUUGCCGGCGAGCACCGUGAUCGUUACACCCCCAGACUCCUCCUCUUCGACGCCAGGUUUUGUCCAAGCGCAGUUGAAUUUGAGGAUGUCGCAGUCGCAAUCGACAUUGUCGCACGGGUUCGCGCCCAGACCACCAUUUGAUCAGUCCAGCGGUGUGUUACACAAGUCCCUGUCGAUGCAACAGCUCGGAUCCAGACCGGCGCCUCCACCACCGACACAUUCGGCAUCAACAGCAGCAGAAGCAGGAUCAUCGUCGAUGACCCGGUCAGGACCACUACCGACAAUUUCGGUCUCGCGGCCGUCUUUUAACUUCUCCCGGCCCUUUUCCGUUAUUGGGAUCAACGAGCCUUCGAUCUCGCUGGAUUCCUUCAUGGACCAGUCCUCUUCGUCUCCAGCGCCAUCGGCAACAGGCGAGAUCAAAAGCGCACCUCAGCGAUCAUCUUCAACGCCUUCGAGACCUUCAUCCGUACAUUUGCAGUCGGGUGCCGAACGCCGAGCAUCCGUGACAGUGGUGCCGACACCACAAUCGAUGUUGAAGCAUAGUGCGUCGGUGCCCCAGAUGUUUGUGCAGGCGCCUGAGGGGAUGACUUCACCGCCGCAUUCGCCGAAUUCGUCCGCACCAGCUCAACGGAAUUUGCCAGCCGGAUUCGCAUCCGCACCUGUCGUAGGUCGAUUCGAGAACUAGGCAAGGUCAUUUAUCAAGUUAACAUACCGUCCAUCUUUUUUCUUUUCAAAGAAAAAAAACCCACACAUCUCAGCAUACACAUAGAAAUACACAUUUCCCCCCCCUCUCCCUUACUCAUAAUGCAUAGAACUUAAUACAUACACUUUAACGACCCUGUAAAAAACGCCGAUAAUGAUGUUGUUAUUGUU
This is a messenger RNA of Gamsiella multidivaricata, 1972 nucleotides long. RefSeq lists its product as uncharacterized. NCBI's taxonomy places the organism in Eukaryota, Fungi, Mortierellomycota, Mortierellomycetes, Mortierellales, Mortierellaceae. The transcript has a single exon. The record is from RefSeq and is a predicted model, not a curated record. The coding region runs from base 126 to 1784 and encodes 552 amino acids.